This is a messenger RNA of Populus trichocarpa (black cottonwood), 3444 nucleotides long. RefSeq names its product leucine-rich repeat receptor protein kinase HPCA1. The record is from RefSeq and is a predicted model, not a curated record. NCBI's taxonomy places the organism in Eukaryota, Viridiplantae, Streptophyta, Magnoliopsida, Malpighiales, Salicaceae. Gene Ontology annotation, molecular function: protein binding; protein kinase activity; ATP binding. The transcript is spliced from 18 exons. Bases 379 to 3024 code for a protein of 881 amino acids. Gene Ontology annotation, biological process: protein phosphorylation.
UUUAAUUUAUUACUGCAAAAUUUUGAAUUUUUUUUGAUAUUGACGUGUUAGUGGUACGCCAGCCAGCCUCCAACUCCAAGUUGUUCCUUUGCAGUAUAAUUCAAUAAAGUUGUUUGGUGAGGCGUCUUCACGUAUUGCUUGCUUUAACUUAUGAUCAUCAUACGAAAUGGAUAAACUUGUGCAACUCAACUUAGGACGACAAGUUCUUCUGGCAUUGAGAGAACAGAUUUUGAUAUAGUUUGGUGAAAGAAAGAUUUACAAUGCCAAGUUUUCAACAGUUCAAGUCUUUUUAUGUGUGAGAAUACUAAACGGGUUUUCGGUUUUUCAACAUUACAAAUUAACUGAAAACAAAGAGCUUCUUUGAGGAUUUCUUGAGAAAUGGGUCCAAGAAUUCUUGUAUUUCUGGUUGUUGCUUUAAGUCAAGGAUGUACCAUACCAGCUAUGACUGAUGAGGCUGACUUUACUGCACUGAAAGCUCUCAAGGAUAUCUGGAAAAAUGUACCACCUACUUGGGUGGGCGCUGAUCCCUGCGGAAGUCGGUGGGAAGGCAUUUUGUGCGCCAACUCACGUGUGACUUCCAUAACAUUGGCAAGCAUGGGAUUGAAAGGUUCACUAUCUGGAGAUAUCCAAUCCUUGUCAGAAUUGCAGAUUCUGGAUUUAUCCUACAACAAGGGCUUGAGCGGCCCUCUUCCUUCAGCAAUUGGGGAUUUGAAGAAGCUAACAAACUUAAUACUGGUUGGUUGUAGUUUCUGGGGUCCGAUCCCUGAUUCAAUAGGAUCUUUGCCACUACUUGCCUCUCUAUCUCUGAAUUCGAAUGGCUUCACUGGAUCUAUUCCCUCUUCAAUUGGGAAUCUAACUAGCCUUUAUUGGCUAGAUCUUGCUGAUAACAGGCUUACUGGGACCAUCCCUGUCUCCACAGCGACUACACCUGGUCUUGACCUGCUAGUUCAUACAAAACACUUUCAUCUUGGAUUGAAUCAGCUCUCAGGGACAAUCCCUCCUAAGCUUUUUAGCUCAGAGAUGAAACUCAUACAUGUACUUUUUGAAAGCAACAAGCUGACAGGCAGCAUUCCUUCCACCCUUGGCCUUGUGAAGACUUUGGAGGUUGUGCGCCUUGAUAAUAACUCGUUCAGAGGACCUGUCCCGUCAAACAUCAAUAGUCUUACCAGUGUCAGUACGAUGUUUUUAUCCAACAAUGAUUUAACUGGGCCACUUCCCAACCUUACUGGCAUGAAUGCUCUCACCUAUUUGGACAUGAGAAACAAUAGUUUCGAUGAUACAGAAUUUCCUCCAUGGCUUUCAACCUUGCAGUCUUUGAAAACAUUACUUGCAGACAACCCAAUAUGUCAGGAAACAGCAGUGACAAAAAGUUACUGCACCGUCUCCCAACCCAAUUCUUCCUACGCGACGCCUCCAAAUAACUGUGUGCCUGCAUCCUGCUUUCCUAAACAGCAUUCCAGUCCCAACUGUAAAUGUGCAUUUCCAUACACAGGACUUCUAGGGUUCAGAGCUCCUUCAUUCUCAGACCUUGGAAACAUCACUUACUUCAGUGUUCUCGAAAAAUCUUUGAUGAAUUCAUUCAAGUCCCAUCAAUUUCCUGUGGAUUCAGUUCAUCUAAGUCAACCAAGAAAAGAUCUAUCUCAGUACCUUGAUUUGAAUCUGCAAGUGUUUCCAUUUGGCCAAGAUCGUUUCAAUAGAACAGCAAUUUUAAGUAUUGGUUUUAUGCUAAGCAACCAGACUUUCAAGCCUCCAGCGCAGUUCGGACCUUUCUUUUUUAUUGGUGAUACGUAUCUGCAUUUCACAGGAGAAGUCAGAGGAUCAAAAAAGUCAUCAAGCACAGGUGCUAUCAUCGGAGCUGCGGCUGGUGGCUCUGUCCUUCUGUUGCUAUUGCUUGGUGCUGGGCUUUAUGCUUUUGGUCAAAAAAUGAAAGCAGAAAAAGCAAUUCAACAAAACAAUCCUUUUGCACACUGGGAAUCAAACAAUGGUGUUGGAGGUGUUCCUCAGUUAAAAGGAGCCAGAUGCUUCUCUUUUGAAGAGAUCAAAAAAUACACCAACAACUUCUCAGAAACCAAUGACAUUGGUUCUGGGGAGUAUGGAAAGGUUUAUAGAGGAGUUCUUCCUACUGGAGAACUAAUUACCAUCAAACGAGCUCUGCGAGAAUGGAUGCAGCCUGGGCUGGAAUUCAAGACUGAGAUUGAACUUUUAUCCAGAGUCCACCACAGAAACGUUGUAAGCCUUGUAGGCUUUUGCCUUGAAAGAGGUGAACAAAUGCUCAUAUACAAGUUUGUGUCAAAUGGAAGUCUCAUGGAAAGCCUAUCAGCAGGGAAGACAGGAAUCAGGCUUGAUUGGAUGAGGAGACUCAAAGUGGCCCUUGGUGCAGCAAGAGGCUUGGCCUAUCUGCACGAACUUGCCAACCCUCCCAUUAUCCAUAGGCACAUAAAAUCAACCAACAUAUUAUUAGAUGAAAGCUUAAAUGCAAAAGUUGCCGAUUUUGGCCUCUCCAAGCUUAUGGGAGACAGUGAAAAGGGUCGUGUUACCACUCAGGGUUAUUUGGAUCCAGAAUACUACAUGACCCUGCAGCUAACAGAGAAGAGUGAUGUUUAUAGCUUUGGAGUUGUAAUGCUGGAACUAUUAACCGGAAGAAGGCCAGUAGAACGAGGAAAGUACGUUGUGAGAGAGGUAAAGAUGGCAUUGGAUAGAGCAAAAGAUUUAUAUAACCUCCGCGAACUUCUCGACCCAAGCAUUGGUUUGGACACAACAUUAAAAGGUCUAGAUAAGUUUGUGGAUGUUGCCCUAAAAUGUGUACAAGAGAAUGGAAGUGACAGGCCAACAAUGGGUGAAGUGGUGAACGAGAUAGAGAAUAUCUUGCAGCUUGCUGGUCUGAACCCCAACGCGGAUUCAGCAUCGACGUCGGCAAGUUAUGACGAUGUAAGCAAGGGAAGUGCUAAACAUCCAUACAAGAAUAGCAAGGAUUCCUUUGAAUACAGUGAGGGCUUUCCAGAUCCGAAGGUAGAGCCACUGUGAGCUCAAACUUGCAGAAACUGUACUUUCUCUAGAAACCAAAUAUACAGUACUUGUAAUGACCUUCCUUUAUUGAGCUGUUCUCUGCAAUGGAAGUACCACCCAUCACACAUGACAGCUGAUAUUGCAUUUCUCACAAAAUUGGAGCAUCAACAUAUCUAUUUGGAUUGCAUGGGGGCUCUAAAUCGCAGUGGGGCAUGCAAGAAUGGAUGGUUCACAGGCUCUUGUAGUUUACCAACACUCCAAUGGCACCCUGAAUUUUGUUUCUGGGUCAGCGACUUCAACUGGAGGAAACAACCCAAGGGAAACGUAAGUGGAUAUGGUCAAUUAAUUAUGUAGCAUUUAUAGCUAUAUGAUGCUUGCCUAGAAUAAUUCUGUAUAAUGUUAUUAACUCAAUAAAGAUACAACAAUUCUUAUUUCUAA